Lactuca saligna is the source of this 2160-nucleotide messenger RNA. The record is from the annotation of a GenBank genome assembly. Lineage: Eukaryota; Viridiplantae; Streptophyta; Magnoliopsida; Asterales; Asteraceae.
GUCAUAUUCCCUAUACUCUUUUACAAAAACUGUCGUUUAUUCGCUCUCCAGCGAGACGAAAACAGCGCCCUCUUUGAAAACCCUAAUUUUGACUGAUCAGAAGAAUUCUCCGAUGGAGUCCGAAGGGAGCGAAACAAGUCGGAAACGUAAAGCUAAUGAUCUUAAUCAGAAGUCUCCUUUGGUUCUUUCAGAGUGUCCUUUGGUUGUUUCGGAGACUCUUGCUGAGUUCUUUGCGGAGAGUAAGAACAUUGAUGGGUUUGACAACCCUGGAAAAUCGCUUCUGAGUACGGUGAGAGAACUUGUUGAAAAUGCACUUGAUUCUGCAGAGUCCAUUGGGGAGCUUCCAAGGGUCGAAGUAACAAUUGAGGAGAUUAAUAGAAGCAUGAUUGAUGACGAUGUUGAGACAGUAAAGGAUAGUGAGAAACGGCUUGGCAAAAAUUCAGCAAUUGGGAAGAAAACUGCUGCAAAACCCAUCAAGGGCCCCUCAGGUUAUUACAGGGUGACUUGUAAGGAUAAUGGAAAAGGAAUGCCCCAUGAUGCUAUCCCGAAUAUGUUUGGACGAGUUUUAUUGAGGAAAAAGUAUGGGGUGAAGCAAACACGUGGAAAAUUCGGACUUGGUGGUGCAAAAAUGGUAUCAAUAUGGUCAAAGAUGAGUACAGGAGAACCUAUUGAGAUAUGCUCAUCGAUGAAGAAUGAAAGUUACGCUACGCGCUGCAUUCUGGAUGUAGACAUUUAUAGAAACACUCCCCAUAUCCAUUUACAUGAAAAGAUAGGUGGCAUGGAGAAUUGGCAUGGAGCUGAGAUCAAAGUUGUAAUUGAGGGAAACUGGACAGCAUACGGUUCGAAGAUAUUGGAGUAUAUGCGCCAAAUGGCAGUUAUUACUCCUUAUGCAGAGUUCAAGUUUCGAUUUGUUGCAGUUACACUAGAUGAAAAUGGUGUGGUGGAAAAAAGUUAUCCAAGAUUGAUAGAGGAAAUGCCUCCGGUUCCUGUAGAAACAAAGUACCAUCCAUCAGCUGUGGAUUCGCUGCAUAUCAUCCAACGCAUGAUUGCUCAAACUAAAAAUCACAAUCUUCUGGAGUUUCUUCAGCAUGAAUUUGUUAACAUUUCCAAUGAUCAAGCUCAAAGAUUAAUCGCAAAAAUGGGUCCGGAUGUCACCUCCGAAACACAAGUCAACUCUUUGACUCUCCUACAAAUUGCUUACAUGCAUCACUUGUUUCAACAUACCAAAUUUGAUGAUCCUAGUGGCAAUUGUCUUGCACCUUUAGGAGAUGAAUCCUUUUGCGAGGGUAUAUAUAAGGUGCUGCAGCCGAAGAUGGUUGCAACAUACACUGCAAAAAGUGCUCAAGUAUAUCAAGGACACCCGUUCAUUGUAGAAGCUGGAGUUAGUCUGGGAGGAAAAGUCUUGAAGCAGGGUAUAAAUAUCUUCCGGUUUGCAAACCGUGUUCCGUUGCUGUUUGAGCAAGAUGCUGAUGUUGUCACCACAACUGCCAUGAAGAGAAUCAAGUGGGAAAGAUACAAAAUUUUUAAGAAGCAGGAAAAAAUUGGCGUUUAUGUUAACAUUGUAAGCACAAAAAUUCCAUUCAAAGGGUCUGGAAUGGAGUAUAUUGGAGAUGACAUAAGCAAGAUUAUUGCUAAGGCUGUCAAGACUUGUCUUGAAGAUUGCUGCAACCAGCUCAGGUCUCUAGACCUUAAAAGAAAUAUGAGUUUCUACAUUGAUCAAGCUGCAACUGCUUGUGCUAGCAUAACGGAGAUUGGCCGAGAUUUGAAUGGUCCAGAUACUAAAGUAUGGACAAAAGAAGAGCUGGUUCGAGAUUUUCGUGAGGAUUGUAAAAAGGCGGGAUUAAUAACAGAUUAGAUGGCAAUGGAAUCGACGCUUUUUGUUCAUAUGGGUAACAGUUUGCAUCAGAAAGGAACAAUGGUUAUGAGACUUUUUGUUUUCUUUUGUUCAUCUGGGUUUUUGGGAUGUUUGAAUUAGGGUUUGUUUAUUAUGCCCACAAUGAUAAACAAGUUCAAGCUGCAGUUUUGGAUGCAAUGUUUGAAUCAUUAGUUUCUUAUGCCACAAUGAUAUUAUAUAAUUGUUGAAAUACAUAUUUUUAUUCUUGUACGCCACAAAUUAUCUUCUUGGUGUUGAUUUCUUGAAAUAUAACACAUUUUGAACCC